UCGAGCAAUGGUGCACGAGGGUCCCUAUAAUUUGUUUUGGGGACCGUGGAGUGGCACUUGCUGGAUUGAUGCCUCCGUCAGUUUGGUCGGGAGCAGUGCAUUCUGUUGGAGGUCCCCCAUAGUCAAAGGGCCUUUCACCACCGAGAUGGUCGGCAAGGUACUCCCGAUUGGCCCACGAAGUUGGCGAAAUUCAUCACGAUGUGGGAGAACCGACAAUGGCAGGAUAUUGUCACUCCAACUCGAGUGGGUCGAAUGGGGUAUCAUGACCCAUACUUGGGUCAAUAUCGGCAAACAUCGAUUCGAUACAUGACUCCGGAGGGUGCGGCCGAUGGUGCAUUGGCUGAUGGGAUCGAGCGGAUCAAAGAUAUGACCUUCGGGGGAGUUGAGCUGGGCAAUGAAGAUGUGAGCUUCAUCAGAAGGAUGGCAAACAGUCUGCUUGGCUGUAUCAGAGCUCAGGGUCGGGAUCAUCGUAGAUAUCCGCCCAUGCCCGCACCCCCGCCACCUCCCAUACAAGUUGAUGUCCCCGAUCCCCCACCACCAUACAAGAGAAAGAAGAGAAAGAGGGUUCGGGAAAGGCCC
Messenger RNA from Linum tenue, 579 nucleotides. The record is from the annotation of a GenBank genome assembly. NCBI's taxonomy places the organism in Eukaryota, Viridiplantae, Streptophyta, Magnoliopsida, Malpighiales, Linaceae.